AUGGACCAAGGUCAAACUCGUGCGUUCGUGUACUCCUCAUUCGUCCGCAUCGAAAGGAGUUUCUCGAGGACCUGGUUACUGGGAAUGAGAGCUGGGUCCUCUACAACCCCGCCGUGCCGUCUAGAUCCCGCGCAGAGAACAGCCGCCGACCUGCACUUGCUGAAGACCAUGCUCUGCUGCUGGUACGACGCCAAGGGCAUGCUUUACUUCGAGCUGCUCCCGCAAAGCAGGACGGUCAGCGACUCCAUCUACACCGAUCAGCUCGAGAAACUAGCCGCCGCCAUCCAAGAAAAGCGUCCCCGACGGGCCUCGGUCCACCUGCUGGGGAAAAUUCCAGAAUCGCCAAAAAUGUUCUUUACAGGUGUGGUUUAGUUCAUUCAUCUAGUGGUAUUUUUUCUCCCCUUGCAAAAUCGCCAUACCAUUUCGAUGUUGCGAAAAUGAAGAGAUUGAUUGAUUCGAAUAAAAAAUUUAAUUAGACACUGAAAAUGUCGCUGAGAGCAUUUUUCAGCUUUAAAAGGGAAAUUUCGUCAAAACCGAGCAUUUAAUUUUGUAAAAAAAUAAAAAAAUAAUUCCAUCGCAAUGAAAAAUAAAUACCGUAAAUCAGAACAAAACAGAUAAAGAUAAAACUGAAAUAAACAUGAAAAAUCACGUGAAGCAUUUGAGCAACAAGAAAUUCGAAUGCUCGCGCGCAAAACUGUCUACCGUAUUUCUAGAUGGAGCAACCUUUAAAGUUCCGCUUUCGGUGAUUUUUUGGUGCAAAGGUGUCAAAUCAGUGCUUUUAGCGUGCUGCACCAGUGCGACACCAAAAAAGCACCAAAACUGCACGGUGCAGACUCCAGUUUUGCACCAGAGUGCAAAAAAGCAGAAUGCACCGUGCGCCAUCAGUGCUGACGAGUGCUGGUGAGAAACGACGCUCUGUGGAUGGCUCGCUCUCUGAUUGGUUUGAUCUUCGCACAAGGGGCGGAGUUUGAGCGAUGACUUGAAAAUCGAAUUCUGAACGGACUAUAAUUCUGUUUCUAUUGAAUAUAGUUUUUUUACAUCCAUUUUAUUGGUUUUCAGAUUUUCUGUGGAAUGAAGAAUUACGAAAGAAAGAGAAACAACUCAUGAAAUGGAAGGCGCAUGGGUAGUCGCCAUGAUCUACUUUCGCAUCGCAAAUUAAACCGGCUGUUUGCCGUCCCAAAUCAGCCGUGAAAGGGCUAUGAAUAUAUUGACUUUAAAUUCCAAAAAGGUUAUCCGGAAUCUUCACACUGAAUUGCCGGUUCUAGCACCGGUUGUUUCAGUUCAAGGUAUUGAAUAUCACCUUUUGUUUGCACUUAAAGAAGCAUUCGAAGGGCGUUCCCGCAAAGGUGUCAGGUGCGAGUGCGAGUGUUUGGUCAGAUCUUCUUCGUGGCUCUCGUAUACGAUGAUUCCUAGCCAUCUAUUUUUUCUUUUUUUGCUCCGUUAUUCUUAUGCAUUUAUUGUUGGGGGUUGUAUUGGCCCCAAAUCCGUCCUCGAGCGUAAUUUGAGCGAAAAACAGAAGGUCGAGUUGCGAAAGCUCGUCCAUUCUACUUUCGACGGAACCAACGCCAAAGAAGUGGGCAGAUAUUCUUUUGAACUUGGGAGAAGAACUCUAAAAGAACGUUAGGGACCCGCAUGAACUGAGAACUCUUAAUAAAGAGCGAAAUCAUACACGCCUUUAAAAAUUAUAAUUAUUUGUUUAAAUUUCUUACCUACCGCACAAUUUGACAGAAAAACAUGAAAAUCGAAUAUAACAUAGUAAAUAUCAUUGAGAUUAUAUAGAGAAAAUUUUAAAAAAGUCUUGCGGUAUCUUGAAAAAGAACUAAUAGUUCGAAUAGCGAAAAAUGGCGAGUUUUUACUUUUAUUCUGCGCGAGAUUACAAACACAGCGGAACAGAGGGCGACAAUAUGCUGUGAAAAAGAGUUUUCAGGCAAAAAAAUAAAUUUUUAUUUAAAAAAAUUUUAAUGUUACUUGUGGUUUUGAUAUUGAUAAAAAAACGAUAUUUAGGAUAGUUUAAACUAGAAAAAAGUGUGAAAAAAAGUUUUCUCUAUAGUGUAUUGUGCUUUUUUGAUUUUUAACGUCAUUAUGGUUAACGGAAUCCGGAAAAUUUUAUCAAAAGGUUCAGAAGGACAUUCUAUACUUCCCAAUAGAAAACUGAUUUGUAACUAGAACCUCUGUAACUCGGCUCAAACUUAACUUUUCUUUUAUAAACUGAAGUUUUUCGUGACACUGACCAGGGAUUGGACUCAGUUUACAGUGGAACUUCAGACGUUGUUUUCGCCGGCUGGUACCGAAUUUUUUCUUGAAAAUUGCCUCAAGGUUGAAAUUUCUUGAAGCUUCCGAUUUUCACAUUCAAAUUUUCUGAAAAUCGCUCGAGGUCAAGGUAAAUAACAGGUUCAAAUCAAGUUUGGAGAUUUUUCCAAGAAGACCUGUUUAAUCUGAAUUUGCAUACAUUUCCAUUCCGAUUAGAGUAUAAAAUUAUUCUCACGAAGGGCUGAAAAUAUGUAAAAACUCUAAACGCGCGUUUCGCGACCGUAACGCGUCAUAAAACUACGAAUUUCUUUUGAUAAUCGCUAUAUAAACCACACGUUUUUUCCUCAGGGGGAGUAUCAACAUAAAUAAAUAAUUCUUUCAUAUAUUUAAUUUCUUUCACGGAAGUAAAAUACUCUCUUUUUCGAACUUCUAUUCGAAAGAAAAGACGCGCAUUCAGGUUCUAAAAGACGUCAAUCAAUACGUCUUUAACCACGUCACCGACGAACAAUGGCUUUCUAUGGUUCCACGACUACAAGAAUAUCAAUCGAAGAACCACGAGUGCUCAAUAUAUGCGCAGUUGUUGCCGACGGAUAUCUACAAAAAGUUAUUGGUUAGUAAUUAAAGACCUGAUGAGAAUUAUUCUUUUCGAAUGCGAUGAAUUACAGUCGUCCGUUUUCCGUGCAAGCGAAAUGGGCGCCAGCAAGUACGACGUGAAACGUCUGGUGGAAGACUACGUGGAACGACUGGCCAAGGGCGGCAUUCUGCCCGAUGUCAACUCCAUUGAAACGCCAGAGGUUCUUAUAUUCUCUAUCCACCAGUAGCUUAGGUCAAAAGUACUAAAACGUUCUCUUUCUCUCACACUUGACACACGUGUCAAAUAAUGGUGAAAGGAGAUUUUGAAAACAAUUUUUCACUAGUCUGUCUCCUUUUUUUCCUUCUAUGCUACUUAUUUUGAGUCGUAGUGAAAUCGCAAAGAAACAUUUUGCAUGAAAUGGGUAUCGUUUUGUUCCAGCUUCCACUGGUCACUUUGCCUCCACAACUCAUUGCCUCACAAGGCUACCGUAACUCUCAGUCUUACCGAAAGUUCAGCAAGUACGGAGGACCAGUAGACUUGGCCGGCGAGUACAACAACCGCCAAUUACCAACCAACAUGUUGUUCCUCUCAAAUGAUUCACAAUUCAUAUCAGAAGAUUAUUCAGAUAUCCAACCUUGAUCGGUUUCCCUCAAACUGCCUAUGAGCGUCCGAGACCUCUUGUAGAAGAAAUUGACUACAACUAUCCUCCACCAUUUCCACUUGUCAGACCGUAAGUAGGUCCGUUUGUCAGUCAACAUUAGGUUCGGCAGGCUUCAAAUAUUCUAUCGAGAAUGUCGAACAACUUCAACUCAGAAAAUCCCAAAGUUUGCCUGAAAAUACCUUGCUUGUGCAAAAGUUAAUAAGGAAGUUUUUAUUUAUUUGCAUACAUUUUAAAUUCUAUUAAAUUUUAUAAACACACCUUUCUUUUCAGGUAAUUUCUUAGUUUUGGUGCGCAUUCUAUUAUAUUUCAUUUCCUCACACAACGCGCUCGUUUUUUUCGAAGUCUAAAUUUCGGUUCAAAAAGCGGAACAUUUUGAUCGAAGUGAUCUUUCUCGAUUUUCAGCACAAGCUACGACCUCAGCAAAUAUGGGCCGCCGACGCGUCAGUCCAUUCGGCGGCUGCGACUGAACAACGGUCGUCGACAGCCGUCAGUCGCGUCACGGCCACGAAUUCUUCCCGCCAACUUCUGCGACGAGGAAUGCGUCGCCGCCGCUGCCAAGGCUUCCGCCGCCGCCUCCUGA
This is a messenger RNA of Caenorhabditis auriculariae, 4065 nucleotides long. The record is from the annotation of a GenBank genome assembly. Lineage: Eukaryota; Metazoa; Nematoda; Chromadorea; Rhabditida; Rhabditidae.